AUGUACGACAGGAGAAAUUGUGAGGGGCUUAUGGUCAAAACAUUAGAUUUUCAAUCCACUUAUGAAAUUGCUAAGCGUUCUCACAACUGGCUCAAACUUAAGAAAGAUUAUCUAGACGGUAUCGGUGACACCCUAGAUCUGGUUGUGAUCGGUGGCUUUCAUGGCUCGGGAAAACGAGCCGGUCGAUACGGAGGCUUUCUAUUGUCUUGCUAUGAUCAGGAAACUGAAGAGUAUCAGACAAUAUGCAAGGUAUGUUGUGUUUAUUUUAUCUAUUGCGCUAUCUGCUUCAUGUCCAUUAAAAAUAGUCUUAUACCACUAAACAGCCAUUUAUUAAUGAUUCGUCAAUAUGCAGUUUUUAAGAUUCACUAG
Molecule: messenger RNA, 369 nt
Organism: Protopolystoma xenopodis
Lineage: Eukaryota; Metazoa; Platyhelminthes; Monogenea; Polystomatidea; Polystomatidae
Source: the annotation of a GenBank genome assembly